Messenger RNA from Orbicella faveolata, 2303 nucleotides. RefSeq lists its product as uncharacterized. Gene Ontology annotation, molecular function: oxidoreductase activity. Lineage: Eukaryota; Metazoa; Cnidaria; Anthozoa; Scleractinia; Merulinidae. The record is from RefSeq and is a predicted model, not a curated record.
CCAUUUUUCAUGUUCUUCAUCCUUAAAUAGGAUCAGGGUUUAAGACCCUUCGUGGCACACACCUAUCCAAAUUUACGGAGGUACCCCUCCCCUCCGGGGACCAGUGCUGUCUAAGGUCUAAGGUCUAAAGUGCUGUCACGGGGCUUAAAUGACUAUUGCGCCGCCCCCUGUUUCGAAAGUUUUGUUGUGUACACUGGGUGUCACGAACUGGCACAAGCGCGCGCGGCGUAGUCGCGAGACGAGGAAGUCGCGCCUCUUCACGCCUCUUCACCAGACUCCUUCCCGCCGGAUCGCUUUGCUCUUCGCCGCUCGCGCGCCUGACUCGAUGGUUAGCCUGCUCGCAGGCUAGUCACAAAGGUGAGGUUUAUAGGGUUACAGUUAAGUUUAACUGCUGUGAACUGAAGACAGGCUGAUAUAAAGCGGAGGAAAAAUCAGGAAAAGAGCCAGAAUUAACGAGAAUCGCUUCAUCACAUACGUGCCAUCGAAAAUGCAGCCAAUCAGAAUACAGGAAAGCCGUUGAAUAUUCGACGUUAUUAUACGGCAAGGUAGUCUUGAGCUUCCACUGGUGGCCAUGAAAAGUCGUGUUCUCAAGACGUUUUGGAGACUCUCGUCUGGCCCACUCAGAACACCAAUCCGAAUUCUGAGUACCACAACAGGCGGCAUUUUUGAACCAAUACCCAGAGAGGAGCUGGUGACGAAAUUCAAGUCGAGGUUAAGAGACAGGCGGUUUCUUCCAGGCUCCUCGGGCGGUGGUUUCCCAGAGUUCCUAGCAGAGCCAAGAGAUUCAUUUCCACUCGGUGUGCGAGUAAAUAAUAGGAACCAGUCCUCUCUUGCGGAGCUGACUGAAAAAUGCAUGGAUUACUUAAAGGAACAUUUUUCGUCUAAUCCCGCGAUAUUAUUCCGCGGCCUUCCAGCUAAAACAGCAGAGGACUUUUCAAUCAUUGCUAAAGCAACGCGGAAGAAGUCAUUAACUUAUGAAGGAGGCACGGCCCCUCGUACCCAAGUUGACCAAAAUACUGGGACCUAUACUGCGAGCAAUGAAGCAAACUGUUAUACAAUAGAACUACACAAUGAAAUGGCCUAUAAUGAUGUUUUUCCUUCCAAGGUUUUCUUUUUCUGCCUGAAAGAACCAGGUGACGGUUGUGGAGGCGAAACUCCAUUGGCUAAAAACAGCGACAUCCUGUCCAAAAUGGAUCCUGAAGUUGUACGAAAACUUGAAGAAAAAGAACUGCAAUAUGUGCGCUACUUGCCUGACAAAUCUCACAGAGAAUACCUGAACUGGCAGAACGUGUUCAGAACUGAGAAGAGAAGGGAAGCAGAGACACGAGCGAAGCAACAAGGUUAUAACUUCAGAUGGGACGCCAGCGGGGAUCUACACUUGUGGCAAAUUAAACCAGUGUUCAUUCGUCACCCGGUAACGGGAGAAAGAAUUUGGUUCAACCAGGCGUAUAAUCACAAUAUCACGCACGAAAAGGCCAAGCCAAGAUUUAUCAGCACUGAUAUCCCGGAUCAAAAAAUGCCUCGCAAUACUCUCUAUGGCGACGGAAGUGAGAUCGAACCGGAAGUGCUGCAACACUUGCGGGCAGCGGCUUGGGCAUGCGCAGUUGGUUUCAAGUGGCAAAAGGGUGAUUUGUUAGUGUUGGACAACUUGGCUGUUGUGCAUGGAAGACUUAGAUUUACGGGUAACAGAAAGAUACUUGUGUAUUUGACUGUUUAACUGGAAGAAUUUGUUAAGAUGACAAAAGAAAAUACGUGCUUCCCGGCUGAAGUGUGUAAGAACCAAGGAUUUUUAAAUCCUUGCCGAUGAAGAACUCAGUCAAAAUGCGUUUUGUGAUGCUAUCGUUAUUAACUCUUGGUUUUGCUGAAUUUUCUACAUUGCGCAUCGUGUUAUCAGCUCAGUCCUGCGUGUUUGGAUAUGCAAGGAAACACGGUCUCUCGUACUUGUUAUUUUAUUUCCCGGAGCCUUGGGUCGUGUGCGCUUUUGCUUGUAAAAGCUUACAGUAACACGUGCAUCACUACUGAACGUGCCAGAAGGGGCGGAGGUAUUCAUUAGCCGGUCUAAAAGCACGUUACGCAUGUCGCAGAAUUGAGCGCUCCUGAAGACACUUGUUACAUAAAAUUUACAUCUGGGAACAUCUAGUUGGCUCCUCUUUCUGACACUCUGUUUGUUAACGUCGCGUCCUUCAAAGGUGAUAUUAAAACAUGUAGCCUUAUAUUACAUAGGCUGAUUAUUUCCUGCAAUAAUAUACCUCACAAAAAAUAUUUUAGAGUAGGUCAAAGAUAUAAUUUAUUUGCAUUUUAAU